CAACAAUAUCCCUUUUACCUCUCGCCUACGCUCAUCAACUGAAAAACUUCCUCAGCCGUUCUAGUGUCUCAACGGAUUUUACUUAGGAAAAUUGCGGCGUAGCUGCUGACGUCAUUUUCCUGCCUCACUGUCGAGUGAUUUAGCUGCAAGCAGGCAGAGUGCUCCCACGAACUUCCUUGAUAGCACUCUAAACCAACUCUCAACCUCCCCACUAUCAAAAUGUCUGAAGAAACUACGGCGCCAGCACCGUCAGCAGCGCCAGCCCCAAUACCGCGCUACUUUCGGAACGACGCGGAGCUUGCCCGAAGGGAUCCUCAGAAGCAGCUCAUGGCAUCUCUCAACCGCCUCAUUACCGACUACCCUCCACACCGGAUACCUCCAGGUGGUGGCUUGUACUAUGGGCCUAUUUCCAUUGCUUACCUCUUCUACGCCCUUCACAAUCUGUAUCCCGACUUGACCCUCGACGAGUUCCCCAUGAACACGUGGUCUGCAGCGUACAUUGAACAAGCCCAGGCCAACAUCAAAGAAUAUCCCGGUCCGUCUCCAAGCAAGUGUGGUGUCGCCGACGAUAUCAUGGCGCUACUCGCCCUGUACGCUGUGACUGCCAAAGACCCAGAUACGGUGAAGGAGAUCUGCGAUUUUGCCGCCGUCACCAUUGAGCCAGAAGCUUCCAACGAAUGGCUCUAUGGACGCGCCGGUUACUUGUACCUCCUUCGGUUGGUACGCGGGGCGUUUGUCGACAACAAGGAAGUGCUGGAGCUUAUCGAGGAUACUACCGAUGAAGUUAUCGAGAACAUCCUAGACAGCCCGCGUCCAUGGAAGUGGCACGGCAAAGCAUACGUUGGCGCCGUCCAUGGUGCAAUCGGUAUCAUCACUCAGAUUGUUCUCACCGAUGCCACUUGGGCUCCAAAACUUGAGGCGGAACUCGGGGCUCUACUUAGUUAUCAGUACGAGAGCGGCAACUUUCCUUCGUCGCUUCCUCCUGGGCGUGACCGGCUGGUCCAAUUUUGCCACGGCGCGCCUGGGGUAGUAUCCUCCCUCAUAUCCAUCGAGCAGUACUUUCCAAACCUCAAGGACCGCAUUGAUCGAGUUGUUGCAAAGGGAAGAGAAUGCAUCUGGGAGCGCGGAUUGCUGACGAAAGAACCGUGUCUGUGCCACGGGAUUUCUGGCAACGCUCUUGCGCUCGAAGGCAAACAAUUCGAGCACUUCCUUACCUAUACGACCGGGCAUGAGAUCAAAUCCAUGGGUAAGGAUGGCAUGUUAGAGAAGUCAGAUGAUCCGUCAGCGCUAUGGUGCGGCGAAGCGGGAAGGGCCUGGGUAUGGGCGGUUGCUGACAAGGGGCUGAAGAAAACGUUCCUUGGGUACAAUGACAUCUGAGCGGUGAGGGGUACAGUGGGUGGAUGGACUCUAAGAUAGAAGUUCACGAGGGGCACGAUGACACGAUUCACGAAUGCAACGACGAUAGCCGUCUCGGGGGGAUUGGUCUAAUCUCGAUGGCGUACAGGACCUUGAAUUCAGCCUA
Lindgomyces ingoldianus is the source of this 1522-nucleotide messenger RNA. RefSeq lists its product as uncharacterized. The transcript has a single exon. The coding region runs from base 220 to 1377 and encodes 385 amino acids. Lineage: Eukaryota; Fungi; Ascomycota; Dothideomycetes; Pleosporales; Lindgomycetaceae. The record is from RefSeq and is a predicted model, not a curated record. Gene Ontology annotation, biological process: peptide modification; carbohydrate metabolic process. Gene Ontology annotation, cellular component: plasma membrane.